Toxoplasma gondii ME49 is the source of this 3354-nucleotide messenger RNA. Its product is annotated as tubulin/FtsZ family, GTPase domain-containing protein. Lineage: Eukaryota; Apicomplexa; Conoidasida; Eucoccidiorida; Sarcocystidae. Gene Ontology annotation, cellular component: microtubule; cytoplasm. Gene Ontology annotation, biological process: mitotic cell cycle; microtubule cytoskeleton organization. Gene Ontology annotation, molecular function: structural constituent of cytoskeleton; GTP binding. The transcript is spliced from 3 exons. The record is from RefSeq and is a predicted model, not a curated record. Bases 606 to 2600 code for a protein of 664 amino acids.
UUCAGUUAUGGUGCUCCGUAUGCCUCCGGACAUGGUGUGCGAUUGGGCUGUUGCCGUCUUUAAUGCUCCGGAACAAAUGGCCAUAUUCCGCAUGCCCAGAGUCGAAGCCUAGCUGAUCACUUUUUGUUUCACGUGAAGUUCCACGUUAAAAGUAAUUUUAAAGUCGGUAGCCGACGCGAUGCAGGCUUCCCAGUCCUGGCCCCGUUCCGCUCCUGCGGGAGGCAUCAGCCGAGAGGUGACCACGUCUCGACUACCGCCGCGAGGGUCCCACGCUCUUUUCUAACAAACGUUUUCCUAUCUAUGUCUCGUGGUUCCUUUCUUCUUCUGAAGAGCUUGAGUUUAUUCGGUGACGAGAGCAGUCUUGGCUCCUCCGCGUAAAUCAUUUCAUCAAGGCCCCGGGAUUUGGCACCAGCGGGAGUUCCCGUGUAGCAGUACCUUUCCCAAUUGUGGCGGAGUCUCUUGAAUGAUUGGCCGUGGAUCAGACCAUGAAUUCACCGUAGUGCAACACCCUAUUGUAUUCCUGGCGUACCUUCGUUCAAGGGAGUGACUUGGCACUUGAUUCAGCGAUUUUUUGCCGUGUAGACCCGCUGUCGUUUCCGCUAGCAAUGGCAGUAGUAGCUGUCCAGAUUGGCCAAUGCGGCAAUCAACUUGGGGUGGCCCUGUUUUCUCGCAUUGCUGAAGAGAUUGCCUUCGCUCAAAGUGUGCGUGACGAAGCGCGUGCCAGGAGACUGGCCAGCAUUUAUUUCCGUGAUUCUGAGGCCAACAAGGGCUCGAUCGCUAGUUCGUCGUGUGCCGCAGUUGCGACUGAUGCACGCGUGGCGCCGCUGUUCACUGCACUCGACAGGAAAAGAGAGGAUACGUAUGCAGUCAGCAGCGAGGCAUGGACUCCUGAUAAUCCGAAGGGCCUCUCUCCUCAGUGGCCAAUGGCGGAUGCCCCUGCGAUUGCCCGCUCUAUCCUAGUCGAUAGCGAACCAGGUGUUCUAGACACAUGCUUGUCUGGAUCACCGUAUUCCACCUCAACUGGUUCGAGAGACAAAACGGGGAGCUCUGUAAUCUACUCAUCCAACCGCGACUUCACUUUCUCACGAAGUCUUCACGAGUCACACUCCGCCACUUCUUUCCAGUGGCAGUACAGCAAACGGAACGCGAUAUACGGGGCACGUGCCACAGGGUGCGGCAACAACUGGGCUCUCGGGUACCUGCGUGAAGGUCCGCGUCGCGAAGAGGCCAUUGUCGGAGCUCUUCAGUGCGAGCUAGAAAAAGUCGAUAGUUUGUCCUCUGUUCUUCUCAUCUACAGUCUUGCUGGCGGCACUGGGUCGGGAAUCGGGGCGUUCAUGAACGCUGUUUGCCACGAUCUUCUGGGUUCUACUGCGACGGUCAAUCUCGCGGUCUGGCCGUUUGCGUCUGGGGAGCUGUCUGUCCAAAGCUACAAUACGGCACUAUCUCUAGCCCAUGCCUACUUUUUUAUGGAUGGUAUGAUACUCGCUGAAAACACGCGUCUGGAGGAGCUUUGCGGAGGAACUGGAACUAGCUUCGGGGGGCCUUCGUUCAGUGACAUGAACCGUGCAAUUUCAGCAGCAGUUGCAUCUGCCACGCUGUUCCCGCACCAUCGGUGGGUCACUGCGACAGCACCCGGACGCCUUCAAAGCCAGAUGAAAACCCAGUCUAGCCACCACGGACGGAAAACGCUGCGACAUCACGGAGCAGGUGUCGCUUCUUUUUCAGGCGGAAGGCAGACCCUGUCCAGAUGCAGUCAUUCCAACCCGCCUGAAGCAGUGAGCCCCCCACCGACCCCCGAGAAUUCUGUUCUACCUAUAGGAGCGAGUCCGCUACCUUUUGUCGUGCGAGAGCUGUGCAGCCAACCCGCCUAUAAACUCCUAACAGUAUUUCAUAACUCAAUACCCACUUUCGCGCCGGUGUCAAAGCCUCACACCUUCGGGAGCCCACAAGGAUUCUUGUCCUCCCCUUCCUGUCGGCACGAUAGUCCUUUUGGCUGUGACACCUACGGUAGUUUGUUCAAGCAAAUGCUCCGCCAGUUUUCCCGAAGUACGCUCCGGACCCCUUCCUCUCCAGCAGAUAGUGGCGGACUCAAGCGAAACGCAGGAAUUCCGGGGGGUUUUGAGCAGCUUUCCAACUGCAACAAAGGUACGUCCCCGCAGGUGGACAGUGGCAAACGUUUUUGGUCCUCCAUGGGGCCGACUGGGGAGCCGGUUGGAGAGCAUACACCUUUCUCCGAGGGAGGGCAAAAGAGGACAUUCCGUGGACGCCUUGCUAACCAAUCUGCUCACGCCAGGACGUCGGAGUGCGGUGACUGUGGGAAGUCUGGCGUUCCAACUACAGAUACAGUCCGAAGGACUGGAGAACGGCGCACUAGCGGGACGCUGGGGGCGUGGGCAUUCAUACGAGGGACUGACAUUGAGGCCGCGGAAGCAGAAGAGGGGUUUUAUCCUGAGGAACAACUUGAUUCCGCUGUGCGAAUUUACAAGGAGAAUACGGUUCCGAUACGAGUAAGGAUGAACAGACCAGCUGUUUGGAGGUUCCCCUGUGGCGUUCUCGAGCAAAAAGUUGCAGAAGCAUGUGACAGGCAGGAGCGUUUAUAGGUUACGAAGAGUCGUGCGAUAUCAUUCUCCGCGGUUGGAUACCGUGAAGCUUCCACAGCAUUAGGAUCUGUGUCGUCUCGACUGGCUGAAGAUGGCCCGCUAGGUUUUGCUUCAGUUGUUUUCCUUGAGGUAGAUCGACUGUAUUUGAAAGAAAAAUUAAUGUUGUAACGCGUGACUUUGCUUCUAUAGUGAAUCAGUACAUGCCCACUGUCUGACGACAUCAAGUGUUCUGUCGAGCGCGUUUCUGCACAGCCGUAGCUGGCGUCAUGCUCACACUGGAGUCUCGUUCCGAAGUGAUCUCCCCUGAAAAAAUAGAGAGAAUUCAGAAAGGCAACUUGACCAGCCGGAGCUGGAUUCUUGCAGACUAAAAAGGGAAAGUUGAUGGGAGCUGGCGUCUGCCGUGGUGACUUUUCUACCGGCUCGAGGUAGCAUGGAUGGAACAAGGUGCGAUGGCCAGAUGCAAUAAAACCAACAUCCAGUUGGAACAGCAUUGAGUUAUUUCGUCGUUUGUCGAAAGAACACGGACUGAUACGGAAAUGCUAUAACACCGGGAUUUAUUUCCAGCCUGGAUUCUCUGAGGCGGUCGCACGGCUGUGCCUGCUGCGCAGGUUUUCCGAGAGAAACUUGGCGGCUAUGGCGGUAUGAAGCAGAGAAGUGUGAGCCUGGUUUCGAAUUGUCUGACUCCUUUAGGAGCUCUGCGGGAGUAAGUGGACUGCUGUGAGCGUCUUAAAAACAUACAAGCUAUGCAAGGGAG